Messenger RNA from Acytostelium subglobosum LB1, 1143 nucleotides. RefSeq lists its product as hypothetical. Bases 1 to 1143 code for a protein of 380 amino acids. The record is from RefSeq and is a predicted model, not a curated record. The transcript has 3 exons. NCBI's taxonomy places the organism in Eukaryota, Evosea, Eumycetozoa, Acytosteliales, Acytosteliaceae.
AUGGUAGUUCCAUCAAAGACAACAACAAAGAAGGUUGAAACCACAAAGAAGGCGACUGUGACAAAGACUGCUCCUGCUGCUGCAGUUGCUGAGGUUGUUGCUGAGGCACCACCAAAGAAAUUGAUAAAGAAGGUUGCUGCUGCUGCUGCAGUGGCUGUAGCACCAGUAGUUCACGAGGAGGCUGUAGCCAAGCCAACCACACCAGCUGCUGCCUCAAAAAAGAAAGCCGCUGCCAAGUCAACCGCAACCACAACCACAGCCACCACAACACCAGUCGCACAACAAGAGUCAGUCACGCCAGCAGCACCAACAGUCGCAGCACCCAAGAAGAAGGCCGCAACAAAGUCAACCACUACUACCACCACAACAAAAUCAACAAAGUCUAUUGCUCCAGUUGUCGAGGAGCCAGCAGCACCAUCAGGACCAAAGGCAAUGUCACCAGUGGAGCCAGCUCACAAGAUCACCUACAACAGAUUCAAGAACUCUAUCAAGGCCGUCAUCCAACUUCAAAAGAUCCCAGACCAGCACAUCAACCUCAACCCAACCAAGACACACUUUGUCCUCGACACUUUGAAACAUACCAAGAAGUAUACACUCAACGUACCAUAUCCAGAUGGAAUCAAGGUUGAGCCAGAGCAGGCAACUGCAAGUUUGGAAUAUGGAGUAUUGACAGUGUUCAUCCCAGUGGCUGCAGGAAGCAAACAACCUGCUCCACUACCAAAGAUUAAGAAUGCACCUGGCGCCAACAAGAAGAGAAAGUCAACUGAUGCCGAGCCAACAACCAAGUCACCCAAGCAAGGUGCCAAGAAGAAGCAGAAGAGCGAGCAAAAGAACGAGGAGUCUGCACCAAAGGGAAAGUCGACAUACAUCGAUAAUGAGUCAACCAAGGCUUUGAUCGAGAUGAUUUCAAAGGAGCAGGAGCAACAGGCAAAAGAAAAGAUUGCCAAGGAGACAAAGAAGAUGAAGGAGCAGGAGGAGCGCGACUUUGAGAGAGACAACAGGAAGGAGUCCAAGCAUGCAGCCAAGAUCAAGAAGAUUGGAGAGUUGAAAGAGAAGAAGUCCAUGGGAAUUGAAGACGAUGUGAUCCCAUCCAACAAGCGUAGAAAGUCAGCUGGAGGCAACAAGAAGGUGUCAUUCAAAUAA